ACACAAGCCUCUACUCUUCUAUAUCUUCUUUUCUUCACAUCGCCAAAGAAAUUAGUAGUUGGUCAUCGUCGAGUUUUGAACUCUAGCUAGAUUUAUAUUUUUGAGGUGAAUACCAAUUCUACUAAGUUCUUUCUGGUUUUUGUUCUUCUUCAUCUUCUCUCUUUUUGUUCCCAUGGCAUCCCCUGAUGAAGCAUCAGCCUUGGAACUCAUCCGGAAACACCUCCUCACCGACUUCCUCUCCCUAGACAGCUUAUUAUCCAAUCUCGACAACUGCACUUCCACCAUCUCAUCUAAAACCCAACUCCCAAAUUCAGAAAUUCAAAGCUCUGCUCCACCCGAAUUCGAAACCAAACCCCAGGUGAAAUCCUCCACUUUGAGUCAGCGCCGCCCUUCCAUUAACGUUACUAUCCCUCCAGCAGCCGUUAAGUUGAACUCAUGCCCUGCGCCUGCAGAGUCGGAAUCUAAGGAGAAGACGCACUACCGGGGCGUCAGAAGGCGGCCGUGGGGAAAGUAUGCGUCGGAGAUACGAGACCCCAACAGGAAAGGGACAAGGGUAUGGCUUGGAACUUUCGACACCGCCAUAGAAGCGGCGAAGGCUUACGAUAGAGCUGCGUUUAAGUUGCGAGGAAGCAAAGCGAUUUUGAAUUUUCCUCUUGAAGUUGGCCUUAAUUCGGAUUCUACCGGAUUUGAAUUGAGGGAGGAGGAAACGAAUUCGAGGAAGAGGGGGAGAGAAGACGAGGAGAGCGUCCAGUGUAAGGCGGUGAAGAUAGAGGAGUCAGCCGAACCCGACGAAAGAAAGGCGGAGACGGCGGGGGUUUGCUUAACGCCGUCGAAUUGGACGGGUUUCUGGGACUGCGAAGAGGGGAAGGGGAUUUUUAGCGUGCCACCGCUAUCGCCGUUAUCUCCGUAUCCACCGUUUGGGUACCCCCGGCUUGCAGUUAUGUGAGACAGUGAGAGGGAAUAAACGGCGUUUGAUGACCGUUAACUAAAUUAGGAGAAAAUGAAUUGGGGCCCAAAAUAGAAAGUGUAAAAGAUGAAGACAUUGAGGGGACUAAGGUUUAUCAAAUUAGUACAUGUAUAUAAAGGAGAUUGCUCAUUGCUUUAUGGGAUUUGAUUGUAUUUGAUUGAUUUCUUUAGUAAAAUGCCUUUUGCUAUCUUUGUUUUUCCUUUUUCUUUUUUCUUUUUCCUAAUUUAAUUUGUUAAAUCACAAACUAGAAGAAAAUCAAUGGUAAGUUGUAUU
Messenger RNA from Rubroshorea leprosula, 1240 nucleotides. The record is from the annotation of a GenBank genome assembly. NCBI's taxonomy places the organism in Eukaryota, Viridiplantae, Streptophyta, Magnoliopsida, Malvales, Dipterocarpaceae.